UGUGCUGCGCGGCGGCGGCGGCGGCGGCUGCUGCGCCCCGGAUCAGACGCUCCGGUCCGGCACUGAGCGCAGUCUCUGCUCUCGGUCUCCACGGACGCUCCUCGCUCUUGUCUGGAUAUCGCAGCCUCCCCCCCUUCACACAACACCACUCUUUUUCUUUUCUUUUCUUUUUUUUUUUUUGCCUUUCGCCUCCUUCUUGUAUUUUUUUGGGAUUAUAUUUUCUUCUGAUGGUUUUUCAACUCCAACUCGAUGCAUAGAAAAUGGGUAAACUGCACUCGAAACAUGCCGCAAUUUGUAAACCGAGGGAGAGCCCAGAAGGCGACAGUUUUGUAGUCAAUGCCUGUUUGGCCAGAAAGGGAAUCGACGACUGGCUCGUGAAGCAGAAAUACUACUGCACGAGCUCUCGCCUCGAGCAGCGGGACUGUCACCACAAGAAUAACUGCGGUCUGACUGCACGGGACUCCAUGGAUGAAGCAUGUGCAGAAGGGAUGGGCGAUGAACACUACCGCUUGGAAGUGGCUUUGCCCCCGGAGAAGACAGACAGCUGCUGUGUGGAGGAGAAGAUGCAGGAGAGGGACGGCCAAUCUCCCGCAGGGCCACAGAAACAGCUCCAGUUUGAAGAGUUGGAGUGUGCCGUGUCUGUGGAGGAGGAUAACAGGCAGGAGUGGACCUUCACCCUUUACGACUUUGACAACAACGGCAAAGUCACCAGAGAGGAUAUCACCAGCCUGCUCCACACCAUCUACGAGGUGGUGGACGCCUCCGUCAACCACUCCCCCAGCAGCAGCAAGACGCUGCGGGUCAAGCUCUCGGUGGCUCCCGACUCCAGCCAGCGGUGGAGGAGCUGCACGCAGGGCGCGGCAGACAUGUCCCACCCCAGAGAGAAAAGUGACAAGUGCAUAGAAGACCCCAAGAGUGCAGACAAGAAGACUCGAGCGCUCCUAAGGCGCCACCACAGUGACCACCACACCCAGCCGGGCUGCCAGCGCCACUGUGUGGAUGAGAACCUGGAACGCAGGAACCACUACUUGGACCUGGCAGGCAUCGAAAACUACACAUCCCGCUUCGGAGCCGCCCCGGCCGCAGAGCCGACGAAGGCCGAGCCUCAGACGCGGCCGUCCAAUCAGACCCGCUCUCGCUCCCACGAACCAGAAAAUGGACACUCCCAUUCCCACCACCGCCGCCUGCAGACCGCCGUGGAGACUUCGGACAGCCUCCAUCCCAUCCCCCGUACGCGAGGCCAGGACUCGGGCAAACAUGGCCUCCGCUCUCCUAAGGUUCACAGCCGCACGCCUCCCGCACAGAUCAGCGGCAAGGUGAUGAGAAACCGGGGCGUCCCUCCUCCACCGGCGCUCCCCAGCCAGACCCCGCCUCACCAGUCCACGGCCCCCUACCGCAAGCACAAGCAGCGGUCCAAGGAGAGCCAGGGCUACAGGGCCUUGGGCUCCCUGGCAGCUCCGGGACCGGUGGUGGAGAAGGAACACGUGAGGGACCUGCCCAGCGUGGUGCUGUACGACGGCGGGCUGGCUCAAGUGGUGCAGCGGCACGAGCACCACCACCACCAUGAACACCAUCACCACUACCACCACUUUUACCAGUCCUGAACUACCACUUUGCCUGGGACGACUCCUGCGGCCCCACAAAACACCGACCAGGUUCGGCGGACACUGAGCAGUCACGCGCCGGCCUACCUUAACAUUGUGCAGCACUGCAGUGGACACAGGACACGGGGAGAGGAGGGGUCAUCGGAGGGGGGGUGUCCCAGCGCCGGGAGGUUAUUAAUCAGUGUUACCAAGAGGUUUGUCAGACAAACAAAAGCUCGGGCGUGCAGCAGGACCGUGAUUCAGGGCCACAGUACAGCCAGGACUGAGAAUCGGGUCUGGAGCUACAGAGGAGGCACAGAGGGACAAUUUAAUAGAGCCCAGAAGUCCAAACUCUCUCCCCCUCCAGCACCCUGUGAUCCUCUACCUGAAGAACCCUCCGGCACCAAACCAGCACCACAACCUUUCCAAACCACUAAGCCAAAAGGUUUUUUUUUUUCUUUUUAGGAAAAGGAGGGACGAGAGGGAGAAAGACUGUGAUGUAAAGAUGAAAAUAUAUGAAGGAAUAUAGGUGAUAGGAGAGCAGGGCAUAGUGUGUAUAUGCUUGUGUGUGUUUGUUAAAACAGUGUAUGAAUGUGGUGUGUGUGUGGUGUGUGUGUGUGUGUGUGUGAGUGUCACGACACUGGUGUCUGUUGAAAAACCACUUGAAGUGCACUCAUGGGUGCGUGAGUAUUUAAAGCAGGCUGUCAGGCAGGUGUUUUUUUUGAAGAUGAAAAUGAAGAUUCAGAUUCUAGCACGCAAUACCCCGUCAGCAACAACACCAGAAAAAAAAAAAAAAAAAAACGGGGGAAGGAAGAUGAUGAAAUGUUAUAGAAAAAGAAAAGACAAGAGAUCCCAAAUCCGCUGCUACCUCUAAUUCUAUCCUAAUUGUUGUUGUAAUGGUGACUUUGAAGAAAAAAGAAAAAAAAAAAGCGUUCAGAGGUUAUUUUUCAAAAAAUUACUUCGAAACUUUUUUUUUUGUUUUUUGUUUUUUUUUUGGAAAGAAAUCGUCUGAAACAUCUGCAGUACUGAAGCGUCGAAUAAAAAGCUCACUUACUUUUAUUAACCAACAUUUACUGUACAUAAGGUAUAUAUGGUUAUCAAUUUUAUAAGCUUUAUUGAUAAUGUGAUAUCUUUGUAUUCACGAUCGGAAGCUUUUACGCUUUGUUUGUUUUUGCUUUUGUUUGUUUUUUUUCUCCCUUCACAGCCGCAUUUUUUCUAAGACCACUAGGAGCCUCAUUCUGACUAGAAGAUGUACGACUGUGUUGCUCACUCAGCCUCGCCCUUCUGUUUCCACUGUCAUCGGAUACCUAACUGUGAUCUCUUUACACCUGAAUGACUACAAAUCCCAACUCUCAACAGCGCUGCCCAGCUGCUCGACUUCGCAUCGCAUACAAAGUGCUCAUAAGCUCGACUGUCCGACCGUGAUCAGAGAUGGAGACGAGGGGGAAAAAAACGAAGGAACUAAGCUAUAAUUUAAUGGCCUUAAUGCUGUUGAUGUGGAAUCGGUGUAUAAGUUCCGGUCCAGAGACCCUGAUUGCUGUUUAAAAUGCACCUGUUAUAAAACUCUUCUAACGUUCCUUGAUGGCAGACAGUGUUUGUGACAAAAGCCCUCUUUUUUUUAAAAACAAUUGGAACUAGUGAAUCGUCAGCAGUUAGAUCUCAUGUCCUCGGUCUCGUGAUGGACUUGAAAAGCCAAAUCAGACACGGUGUUAUCAUGACAUCAGAGCUUCUGGCGUAUUUGCGUAAAAAACGUAAAAUCCCUGCAACAAUCCAGCCGGUUUAGACGGGCUUGUGUGUUCAUUGAUCAGUCUGAAGUCUGACCUUUUUAAGAGGGUUUUCUUAUUUAUGCAGGGAAGUGUUUUGCUGAGCGUGCACCACCGCUCUGCUCCGGCUCCACCGCUUUUACCUUUCAGACUUUCACGAUGGCGCUCUACACGACCAGCCGCCCUCAGCCGGGUCCGAGGCGGGUCACAUGGCUGCUCCCUCCGGUUCAGUGGCAUCUUCCUGUCCCCCCCCCCCACCUCCACCCGCCACCUCCUCAGCUGUCAGCAGGUCUUUCACCGUGCCGCCAUGUGGCCUCAGAGCUCAGCCAACAAGGCUCUUGUCUGUGGUGCGGCGGGGCGAGGGCUCUUUCAGCUGUCCCAUUCCUCUGGUGCUGGAUAACACUGGGCCCGGCCCGCAGUCUCCACUAGACCCAUAACUCAACCGCGGUGGCUCUCCUGCCAGCAUCUGAUCAUCCUGUCCCAUGAUGCUCCGCAGGCGCGGGACAUGCAGAUGUUUGCGGCAAACUGAUCAUAUUUCAUAACGUAUUUAUAAAUGACCAGCUUUGUCAGGGUUAGAGAAGAUGAUCCCGGUGCCAGUGAGCGUUCAGACUACAUCCACCAAGUUUGGUUGUGUUAUCAAGAAUGCAGCGUAUGCCCAGUCGUGCCCUCGGGGCCCUGCGGUGUCCUCCCACAGCUGCAGAGGCACCGGCCAGACGCGUCCUCUCACGGGACCCGGCAUUGGAAGCUGGCGUCAUUCCUCCAGAGUGGAGGUGGUGGGGAGGGGAUCACAGCUGCGCUCCAUACCUCAGCUUCCUCACCUCACGCUGCUUUUUUCCUGGACAACAGGUCCUCAUAACACUGUAACUCACUCUUUCAGUGGUUUCCCCCCCCCCACGCCCCCGAAACAGCCACGGUACCAGUGGCGCAAUCCAAGUGUAAGUGGCGUGGAAAUGCCGCUCUGGUUGUGUUAACGGACAGCGUGCAGGCGACUGUUCGUCCUGCAGGGUGGUCCGAUUGGACACGGCCUCUGAAGGAAUGUGGGUGAAAAAAAAGGGGGCUCGGUCAGACCCGCAGCCAAGGUUGCAAUUUUUAAACUUCUUUUUUAACCCCGGAGAGAGUUUCCACUGAACAGACCGAAGGCCCCCACUCCUCUUUUUUUUUUUUUUUAUUUAUUUAUUGCCCCGCUUCACAUUCGUACAAUUACUUGAACUCACACCAGAAAACCGUCUUUCAUUCUGUCGACUUCAAAGCAGCAUCACCGGAGCAACUGGAGGUUAUAUGCCUUGCUAAAGAGCACCUCAGUAGAGAGUUGGGGUGGGGGUGGGGGUGGUGGUGGGGGGGCAGUUUCGUCUCACAGACUUUACCAAAAGCUCUGGGAAAUGAAAUAAUAAAAGAAGGGUCUUCAGCUGUCCAUGUAAGCUACCAUUUUUUUCCCCAUAAUUCUUUUUCACUUCAACAUUUAAACGCCUCUUUUUUUUUUUUUUUUUUUGAAAUCACACGAUCUUCUCUUCAUCCGUAACAUUCUCCUGUCCUGUUGUACAGAAACCGUCAGCAUCCAGAGCCGCUCCUCCGUGUUUUAACGCAGUUUUGUAUCGCGCCACUAAUUUUUUGGUUUUGUUUGUUUUUUUUUUUUGCUUCGUUAGAUCCACAUGCUGAAGAAAUCUGAUGUACAUAGUUGGACUGCAGAAAAGGAUUUAAAAAAAACAAAAAAAACAAAACAGCAUCGUGUAGAAAGAAUAUACGGCUUAUUUAUAAUGAAAUGACAAUGUCAAGCUAUCUCACUCGCCUACCGUCAGCUAGCACUCCAAUAUCAGCACGCCGGUCCCGCCUCGCAGGGAGGAAUGAUUAUCUGUCUGUAACACGAGCUGUUUCUCUCACUCGGUGUUGUUGUUUAGCACUAGCUGUAUUCUCCCUCCUCCCUCCUAAUGUUUUCUCAUGACUUUGUUUAGUUUAUAUAGAUUGUAUUUGAUUAAUUUCUUUAUUUAUUUGAUAGCAGAUCUGUGCCAAGGGGAAAAAAAAAUACCCUUUUAUUAAAGUAUGAACCUGUUCCUUAUAAA
Molecule: messenger RNA, 5403 nt
Organism: Acanthopagrus latus (yellowfin seabream)
Lineage: Eukaryota; Metazoa; Chordata; Actinopteri; Spariformes; Sparidae
Gene: nkd1
Product: NKD inhibitor of WNT signaling pathway 1
Exons: 10
Coding region: 261-1604 (447 amino acids)
Biological process (GO): negative regulation of Wnt signaling pathway
Cellular component (GO): cytoplasm
Molecular function (GO): calcium ion binding
Source: RefSeq, a predicted model, not a curated record